GCCCUACCUGACUAUUGCUGGGAUUCCCAUGCUCUCUGCUUAGGUACAUGUGGCAGUGGAGUUCGUUGCAUAUGAUUUUGAUAUCGGUUUUUCCAGUUUUUGAAACUUGUUUUAAAUUAUAAUCGUCGAAUGAUCCAGAUUUUGGAUCUGGUACCAAAUAGGUGUUGGCUCGUUGUCGACGUUUCAGAGGACUGUGCUGCCAUGGAUUUCCAUUCUGAUAUAAACCAUCUACUUCCCAUAAUUUUACUUUUUGGCCCUGAUAAGAUUCAAUAUGAUGCUGAGAACGUGGGCAACAAGCCAAAUUCUACACAGGUUUAGCACUCAAAAGUAGUAUCAGUGUCUAAUGAAUAACUGUGAAAACAUAAAAUCAGAGAAGUAAACAAUUAUUUCAGUGGUGAUUCAAAUUUUGUGGUUGGGAGACAUUGUUGAUAUAGCAGUAGAAUUGAAGACAAACAAUAUGAGUAAACAGCAAAAAAGGGGCUCUUCUGGUAAGAAGGAUAAAGGUCAAGGAAGAGGAGCCAAUAAUGUGACAAAUUUACAAACUUCUCCACAACAUAGUAAAAAGAAAAGUUAUGGAAAGAGCCAUUCAAAACAUUCAGAUGAAAGUUACGGACAGAAUAGCACAGGACGUGACCAAGAGCAACAAGUACCCAUGGCAUGUUUGGAUACGAACAUUGAGAAAGAGGGAACUGUGUUGGAGCCUCGCUAUACUGAUCUGGUUGUCGCUGGAAAUGAAGCAUCUGUCACACAAAGUGAACUCUCAAGUCAAUCUGAAAAUCGCGGAGCAGACAAGCAACUUCUGACAAAGAGUAGUAGCACUUUUGGGUUUGAAAUAAGUGCCAUAUAUGCAUGUGCUAAAUGUAAACGUGAAAAUUUACUUCUGAAGGAAAUUAUAGAGACUCAUCCAAAGAGAGAAUAUUAUAUACAAAAGUUAAAGGAACAGUACAGUGCACAUGCAACAGAAUUUGAUAGACAAGAGCUUCAGACAUCUGAAGGACUGCCAGCAGAUGAAGUAGAGUCUAAACCAAAGUCUCACAUUGAAUCUUGUCAGAAACAUUCAAGACAGCGUUUGAACAGUGCUGAGAAAGAAGCCAGUAGUGUGCCUUUUGUGCAAUCAAGAUAUGAUACUCCUAUAAAUGAUCUCCCAUGGGAUUGGGAUGAUGACAUGAUGGAUAUCAGUGUAGUAGAAAGCAAAGGCUCUACAGGACAUUCAAAACAUGGAGACGAAGGAAAUCGGUUUAAAGGUGCACAACAAGAGUGUGAUGAAAGUGGAGGAAGUGGAAGUAGGCAGAUGAAUAAAAGAAGAGACAGAGACAACCGCAGCAGAGAAGGGGAAGAGAGGAACUACAAGAAAGGAAGUCAAUGUGAUGACAAUCGCAACUGGAGAGAACCAGACAGCAGAAGUCGGUGUCAUAAUGCAGAUGAUAGAGGUGGAAUGGGUGGUAGCAGUAGGUUUAGAGAUUACAAAAUAGUUGAGGAAAUUGAUGGCAACCUCUUUGAAGCCCCUAAGGAAUACUCUCUGGCCCACUGUGUUGCAGCUGACAUGAGAAUGGGAAGUGGUAUAGCUGUGACUUUCAGACAAACUUUCAGAAGAGUUCCUGAACUGUUGCAGCAAGGGGCAGGUGUUGGUCAGGUUGCUGUCCUGGAGCAUGAGGGUCGAUUCAUUUACUAUCUUGUAACUAAGAAAUAUAGUAACGAAAAGCCUUCUUUAAGUGACCUGGUUUCUUCACUGAAGAAAAUGAGAGAUCAUUGUGUUUCAUCUGGUGUGAAACAGCUUGCUAUGCCAAGAAUUGGCUGUGGAUUAGACAGGUUGGAUUGGGGUAAUGUGAAACGAAAGAUUGAAGAAAUAUUUUCUGAUCUUGACAUCAGAAUAACAGUUUACAACUUCAACCAGCCCGAGAAAGCUGAUGACAGUCACAAUUCAAGAAGUAAAAGGUCUCUUCCAGUUACACAUGUACGCUAUAAUUUGGCUUCGGUUGCGAAAGAUACAGCUCUUGUAUUUUUUGGCAGUGAAGAUGGGGAUGUGGAUGAAUGUGGGAAAGAUCUCGACAAAAAGUUUAACUUUUUACUGGAUUAUCGAAAACAACCUAAAACAGUCGGUGGUGUCAUUCGUUUGGUCAAGAAGGAUGAAGUUCUGUAUGGACUUAUAGUCAGAAAGAGAAAGGAUGAUGCAUUCUCUUACAUUCAUUUUGAAAAAUGUCUGUGUGAUUUACGGAAACAACUAAAGAAAGAUGAUUUGUGGUAUAUUGGGGUUGAGGCAUUUUGUGCAGAAGAUGUUCCUUUAACAGUGGAAAAGAUCAUCACUGUUAUGAAAAAUAUUCUUACAACUACUGAUGUGGAACUUUAUGUUUGUUGGCCAAAACAGUUUGAACAUCACCAUAGGUGGGAUGAUGAAAUGAAAUGAUCAUAACACGUGGAGAGUGGUAAUAAAGGAUGAGUGAUGAAUGGGACACCAUCAUGCUCAGGAAAACAUAAAAAUUUGUUCUGAAAGUAAUGCAUUCUGGCUUUGUGGAACGUGUUUCAAAAUCCCUUGCUGAAAGUAUUAACUGUAUUAGGCAAAUUGUUGAUUUUGCCUUUGUUAAGGUGAGGAAUCCACAGUGGCCACUUACGUGUUUCUCUCUGUCUUGUGUCUGUUUCCAUCGUGCCAGCCAGGCUGUGACAUUCCCCCCACUCUUGGUUCCCAGGCCUUUGCCUGAUUUUGACUCAAUUCCCACUGGUCAGGCCAAGACUUUGCCUCGACUGUCGGUCUCGUAUAACUCGGACUGUUUCCAUGUGUGUGUCUUACUCUUUGCCCUGAUGGUGGAGGCAGUAAGGACUUCUGAAGCGUUUGUAAACUUUACGAGAUUCCACAGCACUACAACCCAGAAGACAGCCAUCUUUGAAAGGUUCGUGUUUUAACUCGCCAGUUUUUCCAGUGAUUUUUGUAGCAGUAAUUUAUGACUGUUGAAGUAGUUAGACGCAGUACCAAAUAUUUAGAUAUGUAGGGGCUGAAAAUAUUAAGUGAUCUUUAAAUAUUAUGUACACAUUGUGCUGAAGGAUCUAAUGGACAUUUUUUAUUAAGUUCACACUGAGAAGCAAUAUAUGAGCCUAUUUCCAUG
Molecule: messenger RNA, 3098 nt
Organism: Zootermopsis nevadensis
Lineage: Eukaryota; Metazoa; Arthropoda; Insecta; Blattodea; Termopsidae
Source: RefSeq, a predicted model, not a curated record